AUGGAGGCGCCUUUUACGACUCAUACUGCAAGCAAAGUUCCAGUGGCUCAUCCAAUAGAGCUUUGUUUAGACAACCUUAGAGACGAGAUAACGACACUGGUCCAAAAUGAAACAACGUACAAACAGGCUUUGGAGAGCCUACAAACCGAAUUAUCGGCAUUUAAACGUGCUUAUACUGAAGUCAAUGCGGAACUCAAGACCGCUAAGAUGGCAUUGGUUGAGGUGCAACAAGCCAACGUGCAUUUAAGAGACGAAGUCAGUCAUAGGGACGACAAGGGAAACCGAGUUGUGAUGCUGAUAGAUGGAGAUGGUGCCAUAUUCUCGACCCAACUCAUUUCGCAGGGCCAGAAGGGCGGCCAUGUUGCCGCUCGACGAUUGUCCGACGAAACAAUGCAAACUCUCACCGAAAACUUCGGCGCCAGAAUGUAUCAACUCUGGGUCUAUGUCUUCUUCAACAAACAAGGUCUUCUGAAUACCCUUCGACGCUGUGGAUUCGCCGCUCUGACCAACAAAUUGGACGAGUUUGUCAUUGGGUUUAAUCAGGCUACAGAACGUUUUAUCAUGGUCGACGUGGGCAGCACGAAGGAAGCUGCCGACGCUAAACUAAAAGGUUAUCUUGAGGACGAGAUACGACUGUCGGAAACCUUCAAAGUUAUCUUUGGGGGCUGUCACGACAAUGGUUAUGUGGCGAAUUUGCACUCCCAAAUCACCGCAGGUUAUAAGGAGAAAUUGAUCCUUUUAAAGGGUUACGCCGAUAUUGCGUUUGGCAUCGCAUCGCUCGAUCUCCCCAUAAUAACCAUCCCCGAAUUGUUCUUGAAACAGAAGUUCAGCGAUGGUCCGUCCAGAGAGAUUGAUCCAAAGUUGCCUGUGAUCAAGCAGAAGCCGCCUCCCUGCAUUGCCUUCUACCUGAAGAAGGGCUGUAGUGCCGGCGCGUCGUGUAAUUUCUGCCACGACUACGUCUUGACGGAUGACCAACGAGAUGAGUUUCGGAAGGCCGUUAAGAAGACGGUUUGCCCAGUGGCAAACAAAGGCAAAGUUUGCCAAUUUGGUGAAGAUUGCUGUUAUGGUCACCAGUGUCCUACAGCAACCAACUGCUUUUUUUUGAAGCGAGGGAAUUGUCGGUUCAAGCAAGAAAACAUGCAUAUAAACAAUUAA
Molecule: messenger RNA, 1155 nt
Organism: Mycena indigotica
Lineage: Eukaryota; Fungi; Basidiomycota; Agaricomycetes; Agaricales; Mycenaceae
Exons: 11
Coding region: 1-1155 (384 amino acids)
Molecular function (GO): metal ion binding
Source: RefSeq, a predicted model, not a curated record